Verruconis gallopava is the source of this 1918-nucleotide messenger RNA. RefSeq lists its product as uncharacterized. Gene Ontology annotation, molecular function: protein binding. NCBI's taxonomy places the organism in Eukaryota, Fungi, Ascomycota, Dothideomycetes, Venturiales, Sympoventuriaceae. The coding region runs from base 423 to 1625 and encodes 400 amino acids. Gene Ontology annotation, cellular component: cytoplasm. The transcript has 4 exons. The record is from RefSeq and is a predicted model, not a curated record.
CUUAUCGUUGAGCAACAGCCAUUCGUUCCCGGCGCGUUUACGACGAGACACACGACCUCCGCAGGCAAGCGUUCAAACAUCCUUGCGUGUCCUGGCUGGUGGCGACCACGUCUGCCCUAUCGUCCCUUAUAUUUCUACGAACUUUUGCCCGCUGGCGAAACGGAUGUCUGACAGUCUUUUGGGGCCGCCCUUACUCAGCGCUGGAGCAACUGGAACAGCCGACUCGACCGUGUUUCCCGCCGACAUCCGCUCGCUUUAAAACAUUCCUGUCGUUUUGAAGAACGGGCCGACGAAAGUCUGACGCAAAAAGGAAAGUCGGGACACCCCACAUCUCGCCAGCGCCCGCCAGACCUUCCCCGUUGCUACCUUGCGACAACGACGUCUUCACAUUCUUUGGACAAGCUGAUAGUGCCAUUGCCGCCAUGGACGUAGGCAAGAAACUCGGUCGCUUUAAGCAAUGGGCAGGCGAGAAAAUGGGCGGCGAGGCGAAGACGGAUACGUCUGAGGAAUUCAAGGCGCUGGAAGCCGAGAUGGAUCUGCGUUAUGAAGGCAUGGAUAAGAUGCACAAGUCUAUGACUACCUACGUCAAGUGGGUGGGCAAGCGUACAGAGGACAGGGAGAAACUCUUUCCCGUGGGGCACAUGGGAGCGACCUACGUCGCGCAUGGUCAGGACUAUGCGCCGGAAUCCGACUACGGUAACUGCCUUAUCUCUAUGGGUCGAGCCCAAGAGAGCAUUGCGCGAAAGCAGGAGAGCUAUCUCGCUGCCGCGACAUCUACAUGGCUAGAGGGCCUCGAGAGGUCACUUGCUCAGAUGAAGGAAUACCAAGCUGCGCGCAAGAAGCUUGAGCAACGUCGAAUCGCGUAUGAUGCCUCCCUCGCGAAAGUUCAAAAGGCGAAAAAGGAGGAUUUCAGAGUUGAAGAGGAACUUCGCGCUCAGAAGGCCAAGUACGAAGAGUCCUUCGAGGACACGUAUAGGCGCAUGAUGGACAUCAAGGAGGCGGAAGUUGACAGCAUUGCUGACAUCACGGCUUUUCUUGACGCAGAGUUGGCAUACUACGAUAGUUGCCGCGAAAUCCUCGCAAACCUCAGGCGAGAGUGGCCCGGCGAAGGGAUCAGUGGCCAAAGGCAACGACCACGGUCCAAUACCGCCAGGUCCUAUUCAAAUAUGGAAGAUGAGUCUUCGAUUCGCGAAAAGCCGCCAAUUCUACCUGCAAGAGGCGGCCGAGAUAGCCCUCAGCGAAGCAACAGUAUUCGACCCAGCUACAGUCGUACCGUUACAUCGGAUAGUCUACGAAGUGAGGAGGGCCAAACCCAAGGCAUAUACAAGCUUGUGCGUAUUCCUACGGAGCCUACGGCUCUCGUUCAAGCGCAUCGCGGCAACCUUCGUCAAGUGACGAGCGACCCUGAUGAUCGCUCCAUCCGCUCCGACAGUCCAAUGUCAAGGGGUGCUCUUACUCCAGCUAGGACAACAAGCUGGACAAACGCAGACACCGACGGCAGUGCAGGUCCAAAAAAGACGAUUCCACCACCAGUCAACCGUUCGAAGAAGCCGCCUCCGCCACCGCCUCCUAUGAAGCGAAGCGCUCUGAGUACGUCGCAGAUCCCCCAAACUGAUCAUUAUUAGUCUUUAAUAAAUAGCUUGAUGCCAAAUGAUCUCAUUGCAUGCGCGUUUCAUGUUGACCUCCUUUUUUUUUGUGUGUGGCUUGUGGGACGCAUUCAAUUGAACUCCGACUUUCUAAGGUCUGGCCAAAUGCGUAUAAAAGCAAUGAUUGGAAUUUUCAGCUGUGCAAUGAAAACAGCCUGAGCCGCACCCCAAUUUUCUUCUUCUUGGAGGAUAUGUGGCGUGACUUUAAACCGUGUGAAGGCGCAGUACAAAAUCCAGUAUUCAGCACAGCUGGCAAGGAAGUUGGCAGCCGU